Molecule: messenger RNA, 9602 nt
Organism: Epinephelus moara (kelp grouper)
Lineage: Eukaryota; Metazoa; Chordata; Actinopteri; Perciformes; Serranidae
Gene: zmiz1a
Product: zinc finger, MIZ-type containing 1a
Exons: 26
Coding region: 462-3755 (1097 amino acids)
Biological process (GO): protein sumoylation; regulation of transcription by RNA polymerase II
Molecular function (GO): zinc ion binding; SUMO ligase activity
Source: RefSeq, a predicted model, not a curated record
UUGCCGUGCUCUACGGUAGUUGAUUCAGUCAGUCACUCACACCGUCUCCGGGGCUCUCACGUCGUCUUUGUGAAGUGGAGGCAGCGAGACAGAGGAGCACCGUAAACACGAGGUUUGGAGAAACAAUACGCGGAUCCGCCGCGGAGGUCCGAGCGCAAAAUCACCGCUUAAGGAGGGGGGUCAGUGAAGGACUGUGCGUGAGGAAUACAUGAAGGGCGGGGUGGGGGAGGGGGCGGCCACCACCACAGCGGCAGUACCACCAAGGUCAAAGUUCACACAGACUCGCUCUGUGAUUGAUGAGGAUUAAGGAACGGAUUUUGCCUAAUAGGAAACACAGGAGCGUCCUCAUCCACAACUGGGAUUAUAGGUGGUGCUGGGAGGAGGAGGGGAGGUGGCAGAUUAGCGGCGGCCGUCCGGUAGAGUACAGAACUUUUUAAUGGCGUCCCGGUAGAGACAUCAAGAUGAACACGUUACCAUCAAUGGACCGGCACAUCCAGCAGACCAAUGACAGGCUGCAGUGCAUCAAACAGCACUUACAGAACCCGGCCAACUUCCACUCAGCGGCCACAGAGCUGCUCGACUGGUGUGGAGAUCCCCGGGCCUUCCAGCGACCUUUCGAGCAAAGUCUCAUGGGAUGUCUGACGGUGGUGAGUCGUGUCGCUGCUCAGCAGGGCUUUGACCUGGACCUGGGCUACAGGUUGCUGGCUGUGUGUGCUGCCAACAGGGACAAAUUCACCCCCAAGUCUGCAGCCCUGCUGUCGUCGUGGUGCGAGGAGCUGGGUCGUCUCCUCCUGCUGCGUCACCAGAAGAGCCGGCAGAACGAACCGCAGGGAAAAGUCCCCAUGCAGCCCAGCAUGAACAGCAUGAAGCCCGGCCUCACACACAGUGAUGGAUCCUUUCCCUAUGACUCUGUCCCCUGGCAACAAAACACCAACCAGCCCCCUGGGUCAUUGUCUGUGGUCACAACAGUGUGGGGUGUGACCAACACGUCACAGAGUCAGGUGCUAGGUAACCCAAUGGCAAAUAGCAAUAACCCCAUGAACCCUGGAGGUAACCCCAUGGGAUCGGGUCUGUCUGCCAGUGCUGCAGGGCUCAACUCACCCCAGUUCAGUGCUCAGCAGCAACAGUUUCCAAACAAAGGAGGCUCCAACCAACCGUACAUGCAGCAGGGCAUGUACGGCAGGCCUGGCUACCCCGGAGGUCCUGGGGGAUACAGCGGGAGCUACUCUGGAGGCCCAAAUCCUCCUCCAGGAGGUAUGGGAUUGACCUCCCACACACGUCCUCCCGGUGACUUCACUCAGCCAGCCGCCGCCGCUGCAGCUGCUGCUGUCGCCGCUGCUGCUGCUACGGCAACAGCCACAGCGACAGCCACGGUGGCAGCUCUGCAGGAAACCCAGAAUAAAGACAUGAACCAAUAUGGACAGAUGUGUUCGUCGUUCCAAAUGGGCCCUGCGCAGGCCUACAACAGCCAGUUCAUGAACCAGCCAGGCCCACGAGGCCCCCCUGGAGGUAUGAAUCCAGCCAGCAUGGGAUCAGCCAUGAACAACCCCAACAUGAGUGGGCCUCCCAUGGGCAUGAACCAGGCUCGGACCCCAGGCAUGGUACCUUUCGGAGCUCACGGCCAAAGGAUGCCUCAGCAAGGGUAUCCCGGAGGACCUCGACAGGGCAUGCCCAUGCAGGGGAUGAAGAGGCCAUAUCCUGGGGAAGGGAGUUACGGGGGUCAGCAGUACGGGCCAAACAGCCAGUUCCCACCCCAGCAGGGCCAGUACCCCUCAUCAAACGCCUCCAGGCCGCUGCCAUCUCCAAACUACCCCGGCCAGAGGAUGCCAGGGCAGCAGGGCCAAGGACAGUACCCACCUGGCAUGCCCAUGGGCCAGUACUACAAGCAAGAGCCCUUUAAUGGUCAGAGCACCAACUUCUCUGGAGGCGGAUACUCCUACGGCCAAGGCAACGGGCCCCCGAGGCCUGGAAACUACCCCCACUCCCCAGUCCCUGGAAACCCCACACCCCCUAUGACCCCAGGAAGUAGUAUUCCUCCGUACCUGUCGCCAAACCAGGAUGUGAAGCCCCCGUUUCCACCCGACAUGAAACCAAAUAUGACAGCACUUCCGCCCCCUCCGACUAACCCCAAUGAGGAGCUGCGGCUGACGUUCCCAGUCAGGGACGGAGUGGUGCUGGAGCCGUUCCGCUUGGAGCACAACCUGGCUGUCAGUAACCACGUCUUCCACCUCCGACCCUCCGUCCACCAGACACUCAUGUGGAGGUCAGACCUUGAGCUCCAGUUUAAGUGCUACCACCAUGAAGACAGGCAGAUGAACACCAACUGGCCCGCCUCCGUCCAGGUCAGCGUCAACGCCACGCCCCUCACCAUCGAAAGGGGAGACAACAAAACCUCCCACAAACCCCUGCACCUGAAGCACGUAUGCCAACCUGGAAGAAACACCAUCCAGAUUACAGUCACCGCCUGCUGUUGUUCCCACCUGUUUGUGCUGCAGCUGGUCCACAGGCCAUCUGUGCGAUCCGUCCUCCAGGGGCUCCUGAAGAAGAGACUCCUUCCUGCAGAACACUGCAUCACCAAGGUUAAGAGGAACUUCAGCAGCGUGGCAGCCUCGGCGGGCAGCACCACUCUCAAUGGGGAAGACGGUGUGGAGCAGACGGCCAUUAAAGUGUCGCUGAAAUGUCCCAUUACCUUCCGACGCAUCCAGCUACCCGCACGAGGGCACGACUGCAAACAUGUCCAGUGCUUCGAUCUGGAGUCCUACUUGCAGCUCAACUGUGAGAGGGGGACAUGGAGGUGUCCUGUGUGCAAUAAAACUGCAUUAUUAGAAGGUCUGGAGGUGGACCAGUACAUGUGGGGAAUCCUCAAUGCCAUCCAAAAUUCAGAGUUUGAGGAGGUCACUAUAGACCCUACAUGUAGCUGGCGACCAGUCCCCAUCAAGUCUGAGCUACACAUCAAAGAGGACCCUGACGGGCCACUUGCCAAGCGCUUUAAGACCAUGAGCCCCAGUCAGAUGACCAUGCCCAAUGUGAUGGAGAUGAUCGCCCAGCUAGGGCCUGGCCCAGGACCUGGACCUGGCCCCGGACUAGGACCCAGCCCCUACCCACCACACCCUAAUCAACAUCCUAGUGGCAACGGGGGAGAUUACCCUGGAGCAGGCAACACUUACCACAGCCAAGGGAACUUUGACUUCCCUCAUGGGAACCCCUCUGGUGGUGGAGUCGGAGGAGGUGGAGGAGGUCCCCCAAUGAAUGACUUCAUCCAUGGCCCACAGCUCUCCCACCCCCCAGAUGGACCUGGUGGUCUCCUCUCCCAGGACAAGCCCCUGACCCACGGCAUGAAUGAUGCAAUGUCCCAUCCCGAUCAGUCCCAUAACUCCAUGCAGCAGAGCUUGCAUGCGUCUCCCCACCCCGGCAGCCAAUCAGGGCCGCCCUUACAUCACAGUGGCCAGUCAGGGCAGCCCUUGCAUCACAGCGGGCAACCAUCGCAGCCGCCUCGCCAGUCGCAGCCGCAGCCUCAGCAACAGCCUCAGCCGCAGCCUCAGCAACCUGGGCAGAACAGUCACCCCCACAGCGAUCUGAACUUUAACCCCUCCUCAGAUGGGCAGAUGGGUCAGGGAGCCCAGGAUAUGCCUGAACCCUCCCUGGAUCUGCUUCCAGAGCUGGCCAACCCAGACGAGUUACUGUCAUACCUGGACCCUCCCGACCUCCCCGCCAACAGCAACGACGACCUUCUCUCCCUCUUCGAGAACAACUAGCCCCUCACCUCCCCUAAAAAAAACCCCUCCUGCACCUACAGGAGUCGUGACGUGUUUGACUGUCCGUCCACAGACACCUCACCGACCUCCUAUCGAUACUUCAAGCGGCUUCCUAUGCUCACGCACGCACACACAUACACAGUCUAUCAAGAGAUGAUGUGUGGCAUGGGAGCACAGCUGUAAAGAGGCGCCUGUUUGGGAAUUUCAGUGGAGAAUGCAGGAACGCCGCUCCCUUUUUUCUCCCCACCGCACUCCCCUUUUUGUCCUCGUGUAAAGAUUCCACGCACCAGUUCCACCGCCUCUGACUCGAAACACGCCAUUUACAGCCAUGUUGGCGGGCACUAAAGUGAUAUUAUAUAUAUACAUAUAUGAUAUUUGUGACUUUUAAACUGAAAACUGUGCAGCUAUAAUCAUCAUGUGUAAACAACACGGAGGAGACGGGAGCCGUUGUGGGCUCGAGGUAAAGUGUUGUAGCUUUGUUUGUUUGUUUGUUUGUUUUUUUAUUAUAAUUUUCCUUUUGUGAAAAAAACAACAACAACAGAUGUCUUGUAAGAGUGUUUUUAUCCUAUUUGAAAUGUGUUCUUCCAAAACUUUGGCACACGCCAUGCCCCUUUGACCUCCCCUCAGACUCCUCAGUGUGUGUGUGUGUGUGUGUGUGUGUGUGUGUGACAGUUGAAUAACUGGAACUCAUCAGAAUCAGAGCACUGAAAGGACGAGCUAAAAUGUCCUCGAGUGUCAUCAGAGGAAACGAGCGCACAUUGUGCAAUGUAGUGUGUGUGUGUGUGUGUGUGUGUGUGUGUGUGAGUGUGUCGGUGUGUGUAUAUAUAUGUACAUGUGUGUAUGUUUACGUGUCCUCUUUGGUUUGCCUGCGAGCGUAUGUGAAAGACAGCGGGGGAGGGAAAGUUUGAGACAGAGAAGGGAAGGAAAAUAGUGAAUGAAAGAAAGAUAAAGCAGAGCUGUCUCUACGUUUCCUCCGCCCGGUCGUUCUUGUGUAUUUAUUGUAAAUGUUUCGCUCUUCCUCAUCAAAUUAAGCACCAUUUUGUUCACAAGUGCAUGUGUGCCAAUGGCUCCUGUUGUCUUUGUCCAGCCUAAACGUGCUUGAUCAAAUAAUUUUCUCUCGUCUUUAUAUUUAUUAUUUCAAACUCAUCAGUUUCUUUUUUAAAUUGUCGUCCUUUUUUAUGUGUUUUAUCUUUGUCCCACAUCAUUAAUCAGAAACAUCACCAAAGUUGUCCUAUGGUUUUUAUAAAAGGGGGUCGGGCCUGAGCAGGAUUUCAACAUCCUACAGAAGUUUUUAAAAUCACUGUGUUUUAUAUAGAAACGUCUGUGUGUGAUUACUCCGAUCUUUCCUUUUGUCGUUUUGUUACUGUUGAAUUGCAUCUUUUUUGGGGAAAAAAAACAUCCUGCAUGAUCCAACAGUGUUUCCAGAGCUGUUGUAUAUACCCUUUGUGAAUACUUUGUGACUGUACAGUACUGUACCUAUCUAUUACUGGCAACUACAUGGUACUGUAUGUGUGUCAAGGACUAUACGCACACUCACACACACUCACAAACACACACAGAAUCCCUUAUAACCAGUCCAAUAUUGUAUCCAAUUGAUCCAAAUGCACUCUCACUGGCCUUGUAUCGAGUCCCUGUGUGUUUUCAUCAGUGAAAAGGAAUAUUCAAAUUGCUCAGCAGGCUAGUUUUAAGUUUUUUAUGUGUAAGAAUUGGUCAGCUUUAAAAAAAAUUCUGUCGAAAUGAUUGUUAAGCAGCUUAGAGGUCCAAAUUUCUCCAUAAGUGAUUUAAUAUUAUUGGAACAAGUGACCUCGUCCUCUUUAUUUAAGUGAGAAUGUGCAAAAUGUCCUCUGUUUUGAGUCCUGUCAACGAGCUUUUGAUGACCAUACCUAGCAAAAAUGUGGGAAUUGUGUAUUUUCAUCACACUUUAUAUUGUUUUAAGUUAUUUUUUUGUCCAGUGUUUUUUUAAAGUAUAAUUUGGUUUACACAGUUUUAUGCAGUACAGUCAACGAAUCUAAAAUAUACUGUAUGUUGUCUGAUAAGAGUCCCCCCCAUUUGAGAUUUGUAAUAUGUUUGAAGAACCAAAUAUGGCUUUUACUGAUCGUCAGAAAUUGAUCAAAUCACCUGCAUAUGACACAGUUGAAGGAUCAGAUGUUGUAUGUGUUUGUUUCUAUGUUUGUUAAAGACAAUGCACUGCCGCAUUGGGAUGUUUUAUUUCCCUACACAGUGUGUAACUGUAACUGCAACCUUUCACGAAAUCACGUCUAGUAAUCUGAGCGACACAAAUUGUACUGUCUGAUCGCAGACGCUGGAAAUUGAGGAUUUAAAAGAGAAUGCGAUUAAUAUUGUAAAAUGGAUUUUGGGGGAGACGAGCUCCUAUUUGCAUACAAGGGGAGGUUGUGGCAGAGGGUUGGGGGCGGGGUUUGGGAUGUAAGGGAUUACGUGUAUAUACUGUAAAUGACAAAUAGAGACACGUUAACAGAAAUGUAUUCAUUUUCUCCAGGGGGAGUGUGCAUAGUGUAUUUAGAAUUUGUAAAGCUUGCAUCCUCCUGUCAGACAUUGAAUUGGCAAAAUGAGUCUGUGUUUGAUUGCGUCUGUGCAGACCUCUCUAACCACGCCUGUUCAUUUAUGGAAGAUACUUUAUGUGCCCCUCCACGUUGGGGUCUCCGAGAGAAAAAAAAGACAUUUUUCCUUUGUGUAAUAUUAAACUUCUGUGUAUUUCUCUAUUACCUGUGUACUUUAUAAAGGUGCUACAAAAUUAUUAAAACCUUUUGAGGUAUAAUUGGGACUUGGAGACGUUGAGCUUUUGGUGGCUCUUAAGGGUUGUUUCCAAAUUUACAGUUUGUAAAACACUUUUGUCAAAUUGAUGAUUUUUAUGCAAUUUGGCGAAUAUUAUGCUAUAAAGGUACAAUCUGAAGUGAUUGGCACAACAGGUGGCAGUUGUCUCUUUGGUUUUGUACAUUCUAUGUACAAUCAUUUCAUAUUCUAAACUGGUCAGAAAAACAUUGUGAUUUUUAGUCUUGCAAAUCUGUAUGUAGUUAGAUGACGUGACAUCCUAAUAUUUAUCUAAUAAAUAUGUAUUCAGAUGAAACACAAUUAAUGGCCUUCUGCGUCUUUUGACACACAAAGUGAAACCAGAUUAUUAUAUAUUCCACAAAAAGAUUAAAAAGGUGCCACACAAUCCACAAAACACCUGCAGGAGUAAACUAUAAUUUACAAUUACAAUAAUUUGAAAUCAUUACACAUGUUAAUAGUGUUUACAGGCUGAAAUAGCACAAAAUAACCAACAGGCCUUUUUCACUGAGGGCAUUUUGACGUGUCACAGUAGGAAAACACAGGUGUAAAUGAUGAAAUUAAUUAUGGCUGCUUCAGUUUCAUGGUCCUUGUGCAUGCUGGCAUCGUUAAUUAGCUAUCAGUAACACCUGUGCUGUGUUCCCACAUCAAAAUGUCCGCUGUGAAAAGCUGCAUUUCAACACUUUAAUAAUUUGUUAAAUCGUAAGCUAUUAGUAAAAAGGUCGUUAUGAAAUGUAGAAAAGCAGCAAGUUUAUCCUGGGCUGAAAUAAAUACUGAAAGAAAGAAGAUUAAUUCAAUUACUGUAGCAAAUAAUCAGCUUUUUCUGAUUAACUGGUGAGUCACAGAUUUGUUGUAAAUGAUCCAAGUAGCUUAACCCUUUGAAACCAGAGCAAAUUGGCUUGAUUUCCUUUAAAAACAUGGGAAGAAGGCAAUGAACAAAGAAAGAAGAAAUGACCCCCAAAAUUAGCAAGAAAUUAAUUAAAUUUUAAAAAAAAUAAAUAAAUAAAAAAGAAACAAGUAGAGUUAAAAAAAUAAGUUUAGAAAAAAUAAAAUAAAAAAAGUUUAAAAAAAAAAUAAAAUAAUAUAAAAAAAGGAAAUGACCUGGAAAAUUAGAAUAAUGCUCUAACAUACUUUUAUAAUAAUGAGAAUUAUGAAUAUAGUUUUUGGCUAGUGUAUUUUCCUUUUUUUUUUCCCUAGUUUUUUUUUUUCUUAAACUAUUAUAUGUUUUUCCAAUUUGUGGGACAUAUUUUACCAAGGUUGUCAUUUGUCUUUUUUCACAUAUUCUUUGAAAGAAAUCACACCGAUGUGCUCGGGGUUCAAAGGUUUAAAUACUUGCGAAAGGCGUCUGAAAGCUGCACAAGAAAAGUGAUGUUGCUCCAGGUUUCAAGGGGUUAAAGUGUUCCAGACAAACAAAAGUUUUCUUACUCAUAUUUUAUUUUAGAGUACCUGAGAUCAUUUACUGUCACUAAUAAUACUGAUGAUAAAGUUCCCUCUGGGUUACAACCUUUGCGACACCUAACGAUGGUCAAUAAUUAGGAGCAUCAGCUGAAAAUACUGAUAUCUACAAGAUAAUACACCUCUCUGUGGUUAGAAAUAUUUAAAAGAAUCAUGCAUUUGCAGUUUUAAAAAUCAAGCAAAGCAACAUCAAAGCUAAACUGGACAGAGGAAUAAUAAUGCUGACAAAACAUCAGACAAACAGUUACCGACGCUGUGCCUGGACAGACAUGAAGGCACAAAGGUUUAGCAGAACGGCCCCUUUGGUCAAAUGACUAUUCAAAUUAUAUAUUUGAUCACUGUGAGUAGCAGGAAAACAGCAGUGCAAAUCAGGAUGGAAUAUUCCGCUUCAGUACCCACUCCCUGAAAUGUAAAUAUGACUGGCAGAGACAAGCAUCGUUAUCAGUCAUCCCAAUAAGAGUAGCAGCUGAUUUACUGCCUCAUCCGCAUGGUCAUUUUAUCUUUAUUGUGAAAUUAUAUUAACAAUUUAGUAGAUAAAUAAUAUCACCUGACACUUUGACUUGUCAUAGCAGGAAAAUCACAGGUGAAACUGACAACAUUAACGAUGGCUCAGUUCCAGUAAGUGUCCCAGUAAGCUGUUCCAGGGUGCGUCCCAAAUCACAUACUUUUAGUAGGUACUGCAGCUGCCCUUAAGAAGUAUGUACUGUUGCAUGCAGUAUGCACUCAACCGGGACAUACUACUUUCUCAUAACAUGAUGCCCUGAACUUUGACCCUCUUGCUUUUAUAUCUGUUACCAUGGAGAUAAAACAAACACCACUUACCAAGUUCUCAAGAGACUGCGAUCAACCUGGAGAGCUCUACUGUUGUUACUUUUAAAUGUGUGUAGUUCAACUUUAAAGUUAUAACUGCACAGAUUGCAGAUUCUAAUAUACUAGAUUUGUGACAGAGAAAUUAAUCUGCAGUUCUCCGGCAGUUAUUUUUAUAGUUAUGUCCCAUUUUUGUUUGUAAUAUUUAUGAUUAAUGUGUUCCCUUAAACAAUCUAUAUUCCUAUUAUUACUGUUUGACUGGAACUUGAGUAGAACAUUCUGGUAUUUUUUGGCAUACUGCAUUUCACACACUAUGUUAUGGGACAUACUAAAUCUUUUUUUGGCAUACUAUAUAGUAUGGUAUUAUGAAUAUUGGAACACACAGCCAGUGACUCAUCAUGCAGAAUGCCAGGACCUCCCCAAAGUGGAAUGCAGCCAUCGUUAAUGUGAUUAAAUGCACCUGUGCUUCUCUUGCUAUGACAAGUCAAAAUGUCUGCUGUGAAAAAGAUCUGUCACAUGAAUAAUACACAAAAGAGGCAGCAAAGCGCCAGAACAUAUAGUUCAACAAUAGUUAAAGGUAAUGCUAAUGCUGUAGGAUUCUUUGCCAAACCAUUCUUUAUAGACAUCAACACUGAAAUUGUUCAUAAAUCAAGUUAAAGUUGGGCUUAAAGGUGCAAUAUUGACCUUGGAAACAGCAGUUUAAAUGAAUGAUUCUCAUAUACGGUUCACUUGGAAUUUCAGUAGCUGUCAACCACAUCUCCUGGCCUUCCUCAGUGGAUUUCGGGAGAUAUAUUUGCA